CUAUCCUUAUAUUCAAUAAGCCUGUCCUCCCUCUGUUCUAUCUGUCCCUCCGUUCUGAGUCGUCAUGUUGUCCAUAGUGGUGGAACACAUCUUUCUCUUGGUCAUCGUCACUCUCAUUAGCGUCCUACAGAAUGGUUUCUUUGCAACAAAGGUAGAGAGGGAGGGUAAAGAGCACAACAACAAAACUGCUUUUGAGAGAGUGUCCUGCGCCAAUCGUAACUGUAUGGAUUCCUAUGCUACCUUCCUAGCAGUGAUGUGGUGUGCUGGGCUCUGCCUUAACCAAGCUCCUGCUGCCUUCGCAGGGAUCAUCUACCUGGUGGCCAGACAGAAGUACUUUGUUGGGUACAUGGGUCAGACAUCUCAGAGCACUCCAGGGUUCCUGUUUGGGAAACGCGUCCUGGCCUUCCUCAUCCUGAUGUGCAUUGUCGGUAUCUUCAACUUCCUGCUGGUGCGUUACCUCGGCAACGACUAUAAAGACACCAUGGAAACAAUCACCAACGCAGCCUCUGCUCUACUCCUCAUUCCCUGAACUACGGCAGUGACUAUAGUCUUAUGUUUGUGUGUCUGUGUUGAGGUACUACGGAAAGUGACUAGAGUCUGUUUUGUGUCUAUGUUGAGGUACUACUGAAAGUGACUAUAAAGUCUGUUUAGUGUCUGUGUUGAGGUACUACUGAAAGUGACUAUAGAGUCUGUUUAGUGUCUGUGUUGAGGUACUACGGAAAGUGACUAUAGAGUCUGUUUAGUGUCUGUGUUGAGGUACUACGGAAAGUGACUAUAGAGUCUGUUGUGUGUCUGUGUUGAGGUACUACUGAAAGUGACUAAAGUCUGUUGUGUGUCUGUGUUGAGGUACUACGGAAAGUGACUAUAGAGUCUGUUUAGUGUCUGUGUUGAGGUACUACUGAAAGUGACUAUAGAGUCUGUUGUGUGUCUGUGUUGAGGUACUACUGAAAGUGACUAAAGUCUGUUGUGUGUCUGUGUUGAGGUACUACGGAAAGUGACUAUAGAGUCUGUUUAGUGUCUGUGUUGAGGUACUACUGAAAGUGACUAUAGAGUCUGUUUUGUGUCUAUGUUGAGGUACUACUGAAAGUGACUAUAGAGUCUGUUUAGUGUCUGUGUUGAGGUACUAUGGAAAGUGACUAUAGAGUCUGUUUAGUGUCUGUGUUGAGGUACUACUGAAAGUGACUAUAGAGUCUGUUUAGUGUCUGUGUUGAGGUACUACUGAAAGUGACUAUGAAGUCUGUUUAGUGUCUGUGUUGAGGUACUACUGAAAGUGACUAUAGAGUCUGUUUAGUGUCUGUGUUGAGGUACUACUGAAAGUGACUAUAGAGUCUGUUUAGUGUCUGUGUUGUGGUACUACGGAAAGUGACUAUAAAGUCUGUUUGUGUGUCUGUGUUGAGGUACUACGGAAAGUGACUAUAGAGUCUGUUUAGUGUCUGUGUUGAGGUACUACUGAAAGUGACUAUGAAGUCUGUUUAGUGUCUGUGUUGAGGUACUACGGAAAGUGACUAUAGAGUCUGUUUAGUGUCUGUGUUGAGGUACUACGGAAAGUGACUAUAGAGUCUGUUUAGUGUCUGUGUUGAGGUACUACUGAAAGUGACUAUAGAGUCUGUUUAGUGUCUGUGUUGAGGUACUACUGAAAGUGACUAUAGAGUCUGUUUAGUGUCUGUGUUGAGGUACUACUGAAAGUGACUAUAGAGUCUGUUUAGUGUCUGUGUUGAGGUACUACUGAAAGUGACUAUAAAGUCUGUUGUGUGUCUGUGUUGAGGUACUAUGGAAAGUGACUAUAAAGUCUGUUUAGUGUCUGUGUUGAGGUACUACUGAAAGUGACUAUAGAGUCUGUUUAGUGUCUGUGUUGAGGUACUACUGAAAGUGACUAUAGAGUCUGUUUUGUGUCUGUGUUGAGGUACUACUGAAAGUGACUAUAGAGUCUGUUUAGUGUCUGUGUUGAGGUACUACGGAAAGUGACUAUAAAGUCUGUUUUGUGUCUGUGUUGAGGUACUACUGAAAGUGACUAUAGAGUCUGUUUUGUGUCUGUGCAGGUGUGUAUUUGCACAGUACAAGGGUAGCAAGUGUGGUGAUGUGAUGGGUGAUUCAAUGUGGUGCAAUUAUCCACUUCUGUGCUCAAUCAUUUCAUGUUUUAUAUUCUUUAUUUUUUUUUAUUGUCUGGGAAAUAAAAACUUAAAAAGCUA
This is a messenger RNA of Oncorhynchus masou masou (cherry salmon), 2189 nucleotides long. RefSeq names its product arachidonate 5-lipoxygenase-activating protein-like. Bases 65 to 529 code for a protein of 154 amino acids. The record is from RefSeq and is a predicted model, not a curated record. Lineage: Eukaryota; Metazoa; Chordata; Actinopteri; Salmoniformes; Salmonidae. The transcript is spliced from 5 exons. Gene Ontology annotation, molecular function: enzyme activator activity; glutathione transferase activity; leukotriene-C4 synthase activity. Gene Ontology annotation, cellular component: nuclear envelope; endoplasmic reticulum; membrane. Gene Ontology annotation, biological process: leukotriene biosynthetic process.